Messenger RNA from Musca vetustissima, 1110 nucleotides. It is a transcript of the gene Gr22a, whose product is annotated as putative gustatory receptor 22a. The record is from RefSeq and is a predicted model, not a curated record. The transcript is spliced from 2 exons. NCBI's taxonomy places the organism in Eukaryota, Metazoa, Arthropoda, Insecta, Diptera, Muscidae. The coding region runs from base 1 to 1110 and encodes 369 amino acids. Gene Ontology annotation, cellular component: membrane. Gene Ontology annotation, biological process: sensory perception of taste.
AUGUUCCAACGUUGGUGGUUCCAGACCAUUGUGAUAUUUUGUAUUAUCACCAGUAGCAUCAACUUUCGUGUAGAUUUGAGAAAACGUCGAAUCGUCAGACUUCGCCUAUGGAUACAAGUUUUCAUGUAUAUCACAAUUAUUAGCUUGGCAUUAUUUAUACCCUUCUGUAUUAAGGAUAUUUUCGAGAAGUCUCAGCUAUAUUUAACAAAUCCGGUUGCGAUUUAUGCCAAUAAUACCACAGCCCUAAUAAGGAUUCUGAUGUUUUUGGUUGUCGCUGUGACACUGCAGCAGAGGUAUAAACGAUUAGAAUCCUGGCUAGAGGCCAUAAUGGAAAUACAAAUGAAUUACUUCGAUCGCCAAACUAAGCCUUUGGCAGAACUCAGAGAUGUGUCCCAUCGCAAAUGGUUAUAUUUGAGCAGUUUGAUAGCGGUCACACAUUAUGCCAUCGAAUCAACGAAUUUGGGGCUACACAAUUCGGAAAUGGAAAAUAACAUCGAUUUCACGCUAUAUCCAUUCUUUUUUAUGUUAUCAAUACAGCAUACGUUCAUGCUUAUACAUGCCGGGUUGUUAUGCUAUUUACGUGAAUGUUUUUCGAUUUUACAUGGGCAAUUAAGUCAAAGGUGGGUUGAUCCACAACUUCCUGCAAUCUACAAUCGAUUACGUUGCCUUUAUGGCCAACUGAAUCAGAUAUAUGGUCCAAGCAUGUUGUGUGUAAUACUGUGUGUACUCCUCUCCAACUCGAUGGUGGGUUAUAUUACCCUGGUCAUUAUAUUGUUACCGGAUUUGGAUCGUAUGAUAUAUAAACAUAUUUUUGGUAGCAUUUUCUAUGGUUUCUUGCUGAUUCAUUGGUAUAUUUACUUUAUGCUGUGCGAUGAGGUUGAAACGACCAUUAGGGAUAUUGAGAUUAUUCUUAUUGGAUACGCAACAAAUAAAUGUGAGAGUAUCGAAAGAGAGCUAGAAUUAUUGAUUCUCAGUCGUUGCCUACAUUCGCCGUCGGUCAAUUUUUGUGGCAUACUCGAUAUAAAUUGGAAUUCGUUAUUUUGUAUUUUUGCUCAAACGGUUUCGUAUAUUAUUACCCUGGUCCAAUUGGAUUAUGUUAAUUUAAUAUAG